This is a messenger RNA of Fragaria vesca subsp. vesca, 3036 nucleotides long. RefSeq names its product lysosomal alpha-mannosidase-like. Bases 1 to 3036 code for a protein of 1011 amino acids. Lineage: Eukaryota; Viridiplantae; Streptophyta; Magnoliopsida; Rosales; Rosaceae. The transcript has 29 exons. The record is from RefSeq and is a predicted model, not a curated record. Gene Ontology annotation, biological process: mannose metabolic process. Gene Ontology annotation, molecular function: carbohydrate binding; alpha-mannosidase activity.
AUGGGGAAGGGCAGUGUGGCCUCAGCUUUUCAGUGUGUUCUUAUAGUAGUUGUUGUUGUUUGCUUGUGUAACAAAGCCGUUAAUGGCGGUUAUAUGAAGUACAACACUAGCAGUGGUUUGGUGGAAGGCAAACUGAAUGUUCAUUUGGUUGCGCAUUCCCAUGAUGAUGUUGGAUGGUUGAAGACUGUUGAUCAGUACUAUGUUGGAUCAAACAACAGCAUUCAGGCUGCAUGUAUUGAGAACGUGUUGGACUCAGUUGUGGAAUCGUUGUUUCGUGAUCCAAAUAGGAAGUUUGUGUUUGCUGAGAUGGCAUUUUUCCAAAGAUGGUGGUUAACACAAAGUGAGGAAAUGCAAGAACGAGUGCGAAAGCUAGUAGAAGCUGGGCAGCUAGAGUUUGUAAAUGGUGGUUGGUGCAUGCAUGAUGAAGCAACAUGCCAUUACAUAGACAUGAUUGAUCAGACGACACUAGGUCACCGAGCAAUCAAGGAGCAGUUCAACAAGGCGCCACGAGCAGGAUGGCAAAUCGAUCCAUUUGGACACUCGGCUGUGCAGGCUUACUUGCUUGGAGCUGAGCUUGGAUUUGAUUCUGUACAUUUUGCAAGGAUUGAUUAUCAGGACAGAGAAAAGCGAAAGAAAGACAAGUCUCUUGAAGUUAUCUGGCAAGGAUCCAGAACGCUUGGUUCUUCAUCUCAGAUUUUCGCCAAUGCCUUUCCUGUUCACUAUGGUCCACCUCCGGGUUUCCGUUUUGAGAUCAAUGGUGACUUCAUCCCAAUUCAGGAUAAUCCUCUUCUCUUUGACUCCAAUAUUGAGGAGCGUGUUAAUGAUUUUGUUAAUGCUGCAGCUACACAGGCUAAUGUGACUAGGACAAACCACAUUAUGUGGAAGAUGGGUGGUGAUUUCGAGUACCAAUAUGCUGAGUCUUGGUUCAAAGAGAUGGAUAAAUUAAUUCACUAUGUUAAUAAGGAUGGUCGAGUUAAUGCACUUUACUCUACCCCAUCAAUCUAUACUGAUGCGAAAAAUGCAGCAAAUCAGUCAUGGCCGCUGAAGAACGAUGAUUAUUUUCCUUAUGCAGAUGCGGUCCACUCUUAUUGGACUGGCUUUUUUACUAGUCGCCCCAGUUUGAAGCGAUAUGUAAGAAUGCUGAGUGGUUACUACUUGGCAGCAAGGCAACUAGAAUAUCUGGUGGGGAAAAAGUCAACUGGUCCAAAUACUUUUAGCCUCGGAGAUGCCUUAGGAAUCACGCAGCACCAUGAUGCUGUAUCCGGCACUUCUAAGGAACACACAACAAGUGACUAUGCAAAGCGCCUGUCUAUUGGUGCCUCUGAGGCAGAAGCUGUUGUCAGUGCUGCUCUAUCAUGCCUAACCGCAGGUGAAUCAGGAGAGCAAUGUAAGGACCUGGCAUUGACUUUUAGCCAGUGUCGAUUACUCAAUAUCAGUUAUUGCCCUCCAACUGAGGAAGAGAUUCCAGAAGGAAAUAGUUUGGUUAUAGUGGCUUAUAAUCCUCUUGGAUGGAAUAGAACUGAGAUUGUUAGAAUACCUGUUAAUGAUGCCAAUCUUGCUGUCCAAGAUUCCCACGGAAAUUCUAUUGAGGCACAGUUCAUAAGUUUGGAUAACGUUACAAUAAAUAUAAGAAAUUUCUAUACAAACGCCUACUUGGGAGUGUCAUCAAAACAAGUCCCCAAGUUCUGGCUGAUCUUUCAAGUCUCAGUGCCGCCGCUUGGUUGGAACACAUACUUCAUUUCUAGACGAGCUACCAAAGAAAACAAUACAAAUGGAUUUUUCUCUGUGAUGGAUAGUCCACAGAAUGAGACCAUUGAAGUUGGACCUGGAGACCUGAAGAUGUCAUUUUCUGUUGCUUCUGGACAACUCAAACGGAUGUAUAAUCCCAAGACAGGAGUUGAUGUACCAAUUCAGCAGAGCUUCCUCUGGUAUAAUUCAAGCUCAGAAUUUCCAGGUUCUGGUGCAUACCUGUUUCGCCCUAGUGAGUCUGUUCCAAAAAAUGUGUCAAGAUCAGUACACUUGAAGGUCUUUCGUGGACCACUAGUCGAUGAGAUUCACCAAGAGUUCAGUUCAUGGAUCUAUCAGGUCACUAAACUUUACAGAGACAAACAGCAUGCAGAAGUUGAGUUCACUAUCGGUCCAAUUCCAACAGAAGAUUAUAAUGGAAGAGAGGUCAUCACUAGAAUGACAACUAAUAUGACCACAGACAAGGUGUUCUACACUGAUUCAAACGGAAGGGAUUUCAUAAAACGGGUUCGAGAUUAUAGAGCAGACUGGUCCCUUUCGGUUAAUGAACCAGUGGCAGGAAACUAUUAUCCAUUAAAUCUUGGCAUGUUUACCUCAGAUAAGAAAUAUGAGUUCUCGGUCUUGGUAGAUCGUGCCACUGGAGGAGCUAGCAUUAAAGAUGGAGAAGUGGAGCUCAUGCUUCAUAGGCGUGUGCUCUUCGAUGAUGCUAAGGGAGUGGAGGAAGCCCUUGAUGAAAUAGUGUGCAUCGAUCACAGUAGUAUAUGUAAAGGACUAACGGUUCGAGGGAAUUAUUAUAUGAACAUCAACAAACCAGGGGAAGGUGCUCGUUGGCGCAGGAAAACUGGCCAAGAAAUCUACUCUCCACUUGUUUUGGCUUUCACGCAUGAGAACUUGGAGAAUUGGACUGCAUCACAUUUGUCAAAAGCAUCUACAAUGGAUUCGAAUUACAGCUUGCCGCAAAAUGUAGCGCUGAUUACUCUUCAGGAGUUGGAUGAUGGAAGUGUACUUGUCCGUGUAGCACAUCUGUAUGAGGCAGCUGAAGUCCCCGAGUACUCGACAUUGACCAAAGUUGAACUGAAGAAGAUGUUUACAGGAAAAAUGAUCAAGGAAGUGAAGGAGGUGAGCUUGUCAGCAAACCAAGACAAGUCAGAGAUGAAGAGGAUGGAAUGGAAAGUUGAAGGCAAUAAUAACACAGAGCCUAUCCCAGUUAGAGGUGGACCUGUAAAUAAUUCAACUCUUGUUUUUGAGCUUGGACCCAUGGAGAUACGAACUUUCUUGUUGAAGUUUUAG